Aptenodytes forsteri (emperor penguin) is the source of this 2313-nucleotide messenger RNA. RefSeq names its product potassium-transporting ATPase alpha chain 1-like. The record is from RefSeq and is a predicted model, not a curated record. The annotation marks the transcript as partial. Gene Ontology annotation, cellular component: membrane. The transcript is spliced from 14 exons. Gene Ontology annotation, molecular function: ATP binding; ATP hydrolysis activity; P-type sodium:potassium-exchanging transporter activity. Gene Ontology annotation, biological process: proton transmembrane transport; potassium ion import across plasma membrane; intracellular sodium ion homeostasis. Lineage: Eukaryota; Metazoa; Chordata; Aves; Sphenisciformes; Spheniscidae.
AUGGGGACAAUUGGGGGGGUCAACAGGGGUCAAGAGGGGGACUGGGAAGGUCAACAGGGCACUGGGAGGGAUGACCACAAGCUCGACGUGAACGACCUGGAGGUCAAGUACAGCACCAGCAUCACCAAGGGCCUGGUGGAGGCGGUGGCAGCCGAGCGGCUGCUGCGGGAUGGCCCCAACGAGCUCCGCCCCCCCCGGGGGACCCCCGAGUGCGUCAAGUUUGGGCGGCAGUUGGCCGGGGGUCUCCAGUGCCUGAUGUGGGUGGCGGCGGCCAUUUGCCUCAUCGCCUACGGCGUGCAGGAGGGGGAGGGUGACCGCGGCAGCUCCGACAACCUGUACCUCGCCAUCGCCCUCAUCGCCGUCGUCGUCGUCACCGGCUGCUUCGGCUACUACCAGGAGUUCAAGAGCACCAACAUCAUCGCCAGCUUCAAGAACCUCGUCCCUCAGCAAGCCACGGUGAUCCGGGAAGGGGACAAGCUGCAGAUCAACGCCAACGAGCUGGUGGUCGGUGACCUGGUGGAGAUCAAAGGAGGCGACCGAGUUCCCGCGGACAUCCGCAUCAUCUCAGCUCAGGGUUGCAAGGUGGACAACUCGUCAUUGACGGGGGAGUCGGAGCCCCAGACCCGGUCACCCGAGUGCACCCAUGAUUCACCCUUGGAGACCCGCAACAUCGCCUUCUUCUCCACCAUGUGCCUAGAAGGGACGGCCAUGGGGUUGGUGAUCAACACGGGUGACCGGACCAUCAUCGGGCGCAUCGCCAGCUUGGCCUCGGGGGUGGAGAACGAGAAGACGCCCAUCGCCAUCGAGAUCGAGCACUUUGUUGACAUCAUCGCCGGCCUCGCCAUCUUCUUCGGCGCCACCUUCUUCGUGGUGGCCAUGGUCAUCGGCUACACCUUCCUCCGUGCCAUGGUCUUCUUCAUGGCCAUCGUCGUGGCCUACGUCCCUGAGGGGCUGCUGGCCACUGUCACGGUUUGCCUCUCGCUGACGGCGAAGCGGCUGGCACGGAAGAACUGCGUGGUGAAGAACCUGGAAGCGGUGGAGACGUUGGGUUCCACCUCGGUCAUCUGCUCCGACAAGACAGGGACCCUCACCCAAAACCGGAUGACGGUGGCACAUCUCUGGUUCGACAACCAGAUCCACACGGCCGACACUACCGAGGACCAAUCGGGUGAGCCGGAUGCCUGGGUCGUCGGCGACGCUUCGGAGACGGCGCUGUUGAAGUUCGCGGAGGUGACGGUGGGAUCGGUGGCGGAGGCCAGGGGACGGUUCCCCAAGAUGGCCGAGCUGCCCUUCAACUCCACCAACAAGUUCCAGGUGAGGGGACCCAGGCGUCGGGUGAGGGACCCAGGGUUCUGCGCCCGCUGGCUGCCGGCGGGGACGGUGGCAGCGGGGACGGACCCUGAGGCUCUGCCAGAGGUGGCCGUGGGACUCUGCUCCGCCGGGCUGGUGUCCAUGAUCGACCCACCCAGGGCCACCGUCCCCCAGGCCGUGCUCAAGUGUCGCACGGCUGGUAUCAGGGUCAUCAUGGUGACCGGAGACCACCCCAUCACGGCCAAGGCCAUCGCGGCGGCCGUUGGCAUCAUCUCAGAGGGCAGCGAGACCCCCGAGGAGGUGGCAGCUCGUCUACGUCUACCCCUUGAACGGGUGGACCCCAGGUGGGACCCAGGAGUCCGGGAGGGGACCCAGGUGUCUGGGAGGGACCCAGGGGUCUGGGUGGAGCCAUCACGGUGGGGAGUGUGAUGUUCCCAAGGUGCCAUCACGGCGGGGAUGGGGAUGGUCCUCAUCCCUCACCCCUCCGGGUCCCCAUGUCCCCAGGGUGCCAUCGUGGCGGUGACGGGGGACGGGGUGAACGACUCCCCGGCGCUGAAGAAGGCCGACAUCGGGGUGGCCAUGGGCAUCGCCGGCUCUGACGCCGCCAAGAACGCGGCCGACAUGAUCCUCCUCGAUGACAACUUCGCCUCCAUCGUCACCGGCGUGGAGCAAGGCCGCUUGAUCUUUGACAACCUGAAGAAGUCCAUCGCCUACACUUUGACCAAGAACAUCCCCGAGUUGACCCCCUACCUCAUCUACAUCACGGCCAGCGUCCCCCUGCCCUUGGGCUGCAUCACCAUCCUCUUCAUCGAGCUCUGCACUGACAUCGUGAGUGCCCGGACACCCGGGAACCGGAUCCUGGUGAUCGCCAUCGUGUUCCAAGUGUCCAUCGGCUGCUUCCUCUGUUACUGCCCCGGGAUGCCCAACGUCUUCAACUUCAUGCCCAUCCGGUGGGCCCGGGCGCCUCGGUCCCCUCCUGACCCCCCCUUCCUGGACGCCUGG